AUGGAAUCUCAAGGCGACUCAGCUCGAGGACCAACAGCACGCCCUAGGCUCUUCAUUCAAGAAAUGGUGAUGCGGAACUUCAAAUCUUACGCGGGCGAACAGCGCGUUGGCCCAUUUCAUAAGAGUUUUUCUGCCGUGGUUGGACCUAAUGGAAGCGGAAAAAGUAACGUGAUUGACGCUAUGCUGUUCGUGUUUGGGAAGCGAGCAAAGCAGAUGCGACUCAACAAAGUUUCGGAGCUUAUACACAAUUCUUCCAAUCACCAGAAUUUGGAUAGUGCUGGGGUUUCUGUUCAUUUUCAAGAGAUUGUUGAUUCGGAAGAUGGAACAUAUGAGGUUGUUCCUGGAAGUGAUUUUGUUAUUACAAGGGUGGCUUUUCGGGACAACUCCUCUAAGUAUUACAUUAAUAACCGUUCAAGUAAUUUCACUGAAGUUACCAAGAAAUUGAAAGGAAAAGGUGUUGACCUUGACAAUAAUAGGUUUCUGAUCCUCCAGGGAGAAGUUGAACAAAUUUCACUUAUGAAACCAAAAUCUCAAGGACCUCAUGAUGAAGGCUUUCUAGAAUAUUUGGAAGAUAUCAUUGGAACCAACAAAUAUGUAGAAAAAAUUGACGAGUCAUUUAAACAGUUAGAAUCUCUUAAUGAGAAAAGAUCCGGGGUGGUGCAAAUGGUCAAGCUAUCUGAAAAAGAAAGGGACAGCUUGGAGGAUGUGAAGAAUGAAGCAGAAGCAUUCAUGCUUAAAGAGUUAUCUCUGUUGAAAUGGCAAGAGAAGGCCACAAAGUUAGCUGUUGAUGAUACUGGUGGAAAAAUGGAUGAGUUACAAGUCGGCGUUGCUAGCCUAGAAGAAAAUCUUAAGUCGGAAAGGGAUAAAAUUCAAGAAAGUAAACAAUUCUUGAAAGAACUUGAAACUAAGCACAACAACUAUAUGAAAAGACAAGAGGAGCUAGAUAAUGAUAUGAGGAAGUGUAAGGAAGAAUUCAAGGAGUUUGAGAGGCAGGAUGUUAAGCAUCAGGAAGAUUUGAAGCACAUGAAUCAGAAAAUCAAGAAGCUGGAGGAUAAAGUGGAAAAGGAUUCAUCAAAAAUUGAAGCUCUUGUGAAAGAGGGUGAAGACUCCAAUGACCUGAUACCAAAACUUGAGGAUAAAAUCCCUAAACUGCAAAAAUUGUUGCUUGACGAGGAAAAGGUCUUAGAAGAAAUCACAGAGAGUUCCAAAGUUGAAACUGAGAAGUUACGCACGGAGCUUGCUAAUGCUCGUGCGGAGCUUGAACCUUGGGAAAAAGAUUUGAUUGAGCACAAGGGAAAGCUUGAAGUUGCAUCUAGUGAGGCUAAGCUUCUAAAUGAAAAGCAUGAAGGUGCUCGUGAAGCCUUUAAAGGUGCUCAAGAUCAGAUGCAAAGUUUAUCAGAAAGAAUUAACUCAAAAACUGCAAGCAUUUCUCAAAUUAAGAAGGAUUUAGAAAAGAACCAGAAAGAAGCAUCAGAAGCUCACAAAGUGGAAGAAGAAUGUAUCAAAGAACAAGAUACCCAGAUUCUUCUUGAACAAGGGGCUAGGCAGAAGGUUGCGGAACUGAAGUCUGUUUUGGAUUCACAGAAGAACCAGGGAUCAGUUCUAAAAGCAAUCAUGAAUGCUAAGGAAACCAGACAAAUAGAAGGAAUAUAUGGACGCAUGGGUGACCUAGGUUCUAUUGAUGCAAAGUAUGAUGUUGCAAUAUCAACUGCAUGUUCUGGGCUUGACUAUAUUGUCGUGGAAACAUCAAAUGCAGCUCAAGCCUGUGUUGAGAUGCUUCGGAGAGAGAAUCUUGGUGUUGCCACUUUCAUGAUAUUGGAGAAGCAAGUUGAACAUCUUCCAAUGAUGAAAAAGAGUGUAAGCCCUCCAGAGGGGGUUGACCGCCUUUUUGAUUUAGUAAAGAUUCCAGAUGAAAGAAUGAAACUUGCUUUCUUUGCAGUACUUAGAAACACAGUUGUUGCUAAUGAUCUUGACCAGGCAACACGGAUAGCAUAUGGCGGAAACGUUGAGUUUCGACGAGUUGUUACUCUUGAUGGUGCACUUUUUGAAAAAUCUGGAACAAUGAGUGGUGGGGGUGGUAAGCCCAAGAGUGGGAAGAUGGGCACAUCUGUUCGAGAUCCAAAUGUGUCUGAUAAAGCCCUUGCAAGUGCUGAGAAGGAACUAUCUGGAUUGACCGAUAAAUUGAAAGCAAUUCACCAAAGAAUGGUCGAUGCUGUGAAACGAUAUCAGGUUGCAGAAAAAACUAUUGCAGCUUUGGAAAUGGAGCUUCGUAAAAGUGAGCAGGAGCUUGAAAGUUUGCAAGUGCAACGUGUUGAUAUUGAAAAACAACUUGGAUCCCUUGAAGUUGCAUCAGUGCCACAAAAGGAUGAGCUUGAUAGGUUGAAAGAGCUGAAGAAGAUUAUUUCUGCAGAAGAAAAAGAAAUUGGUAGACUCACCGGUGGAUCUAAAAUGCUGAAGGAGAAGGUUUCAGAACUUCAGAGGAAUAUAGAGAAUUCUGGCGGUGAAAGAUUAAAAUCUCAGAAGUUGAAGGUUCAGAAGAUUCAGUCUGAUAUUGACAAGACCAGCUCUGAUAUUAACCGUCAUAAAGUCCAAAUAGAGACGGGACAAAAGAUGAUGAAGAAGUUGACUAAGGGGAUAGAGGAGUCAAGAAAGGAGAAAGAUAAGUUAACUAAGGAGACGGAAAGGUUAAAAGGAGUCUUCAAAGAAAUAGAGCUUAAAGCGAUUGCUGUUCAAGAGAAUUAUAAGAAAACUCAAGAGAUGAUUGACCAACACCGGGAUGUCUUAGAGGAAGCAAGAUCUGAACACGAUAAGAUGAAAAAAGCAGUUGAUGAAAUGCGUGCAUCUGAGGUUGAUGCUGACUUUAAAUUAAAAGACAUGAAGAAAGCAUACAAAGAAUUGGAAAUAAAGGGGAAAGGUUACAGGAAAAGACUAGAUGAGUUGCAAGCUGCUGUUAUCAAGCAUCUUGAGCAAAUUCAAAAGGAUUUAGUGGAUCAUGAAAAGCUACAGGCUACGUUGGCCGAAGAACAUCUCAAUGCUGAUUGUGACCUGAAAAAAGCAUGUGAAACAGUCGCAUUGCUUGAAGCACAACUGAAAGAGAUGAGUCCGAAUCUUGAUUCAAUUGCAGAGUACCGUAAGAAGGUAGCAUUGUACAAUGAACGAGUUGAAGAACUUAAUGCAGUCACUCAGGAGCGGGAUGAUAUAAAGAAACAAUAUGAUGAUUUGAGAAAGAAGAGAUUGGAUGAGUUUAUGGAAGGAUUUAAUGCCAUAUCAUUAAAGUUAAAGGAAAUGUAUCAGAUGAUUACACUUGGAGGUGAUGCCGAACUCGAGCUUGUGGAUUCUUUAGAUCCGUUCUCUGAAGGUGUUGUGUUCAGUGUCAGACCACCAAAGAAAAGCUGGAAAAAUAUUGCUAACUUAUCCGGUGGUGAAAAGACUCUUAGCUCGUUGGCUCUUGUAUUUGCGCUUCAUCAUUACAAACCUACGCCGCUUUAUGUAAUGGAUGAAAUCGAUGCAGCUCUUGACUUCAAAAAUGUAUCUAUCGUGGGGCAUUAUGUGAAAGAUAGGACUAAGGAUGCUCAGUUCAUUAUCAUCAGUCUAAGGAACAAUAUGUUUGAAUUGGCUGAUCGACUAGUUGGUAUUUAUAAAACUGAUAAUUGCACAAAGAGCAUCACUAUUGAUCCGUGCACUUUUGUCGUUUGCGAGAAGGGUGCAUGA
Lathyrus sativus (Indian pea) is the source of this 3711-nucleotide messenger RNA. NCBI's taxonomy places the organism in Eukaryota, Viridiplantae, Streptophyta, Magnoliopsida, Fabales, Fabaceae. The record is from the annotation of a GenBank genome assembly.